UUCGUCUGAUAGGGAGACGUCUGUCUGUCUGUCAGUCUGUCUGUCUGUCAGUCUGUCUGUCUGUCUGUGUGUGUUACUGUCCGUCCUGUAGUGUGUGCAUGCAGGACAGCGGCCGCUCCCUGUAACGGACCCGGUACAGCAGUGUCAGCACACCGGACCGGACCGGACCGGACCGGGGCGGAGACAGGAUGAGUGACCCGCUGAAGAGCUCUGUGUCCGGCUGCACAUCCAGCAGCUCCCCCGCUCCUGCUCCGGGCUCCGACACAUAUAAAGGGUGGCUCUUUAAAUGGACGAACUAUAUAAAAGGGUACCAGAGGAGGUGGUUCGUGCUCAGUAACGGGCUGCUGUCUUAUUACAGGACGCAGGCGGAGAUGGCUCACACGUGUCGCGGCACCAUCAACCUGGCCACGGCGCACAUCGACACGGAGGACGCGUGUAACAUGGUGCUGAGCAGCGGGGGCAGAACCUACCACCUGAAAGCUGCCACUGAGGUGGAGAGGCAGAAGUGGGUCACGGCGCUGGAGCUGGCCAAAGCUAAAGCCAUCCGCAUGAUGAACGAUCAGUCAGAUGACUCUGGGGAAGAGGAGCCCACAUCCCGCUCGGACCGCAGUGAGCUGCAGGGGACGCUGAAGACGUUGGCGAGUAAGCUGGAUGAUCUGUGUACGUGUAACGAUCUGAUCGCGAAGCACGGUGCAGCACUACAGCGUUCUCUCAGCGAGCUCGAAGCUCUGCGCGUCCCGGUCGAAGGCAGCGAGAAGAUCAAGGCCGUGAACGAGAGAGCCACUCUGUUCCGCAUCACCUCCAAUGCUAUGAUCAAUGCGUGCCGUGAUUUCCUGGAGUUGGCCGAGAGCCACAGUCGCAGAUGGCAGCGAGUCCUGCAGCAUGAGCGAGAACAGCGCACUCACCUGGAGGAGACGAUAGAACAACUGGCCAAGCAGCACAACAGCCUGGAGAGAGCGUGGAGAGAGGCGCCGACACACACCUCUAACACACCUGACACCACCUCCACACACACCGGAGUGAGUGAGAGGUCUCGCAAAGGGGAAGCGAGUGACGAAGAUGAGGAUACAGAGUAUUUUGAUGCCAUGGAGGAUUCACCUGCUUUCAUCACAGUGACGGCUACAGACGUGUCUCAGCACAGACGUUCUCAGAGUAAUCUCAGUGGUGCCAGCGGUGGGCAGCCCAGUGACUGGAGCCUGGAGCAGCAUUCAUCUCCGAGCUGUAAUGAUUUAUCAGGGAGGGAGCUGCAGACACGCAGGAGGAGACGGAGUCGAAUCCCAGACAAGCCAAACUACUCACUUAACCUGUGGAGCAUCAUGAAGAACUGCAUCGGCAAAGAGCUGUCCAAGAUCCCCAUGCCUGUGAACUUUAAUGAGCCCCUGUCCAUGCUGCAGCGGCUGACGGAGGAUCUGGAGUACAGUGAGCUGUUGGAUAAAGCGGCUCGCUGCACCAACUCUCUCGAGCAGAUGUGUUUGGUGGCUGCUUUCUCCGUCUCGUCUUAUUCCACCACCGUCCACCGGACCGCCAAACCCUUCAAUCCCCUCCUAGGUGAAACGUACGAACUCGACCGGCUUGACGAUUACGGCUACCGCUCCAUCUGCGAGCAGGUUAGUCAUCAUCCUCCGGCUGCGGCUCAUCACGUCAUCUCACAGCGAGGUUGGACUCUCUGGCAGGAAAUCACCAUCGCUAGCAAGUUCCGUGGCAAAUACCUGUCCAUCAUGCCUCUGGGUUCCAUCCACCUGCAGUUCCACACGAGCGGGAACCACUACGUGUGGCGUAAAGUGACCUCCACCGUGCACAACAUUAUUGUGGGCAAACUGUGGAUCGAUCAGUCGGGGGACAUCGACAUUGUGAACCACAGAACCAAAGAGACUUGUCAGCUUAAGUUCUCUCCAUACAGCUACUUCUCAAGGGAAGUCCCACGCAAGGUGACCGGCGUGGUGUCGGACAGUGAAGGACAAGCGCACUACAUACUAUCAGGAACGUGGGACGACCGAAUGGAGAGCGCUAAGAUCGUCCAGAGCAGCUGUGGGAGCAACAAUGCAGAGGGCAAACAGAAGACUGUGUACCAAACACUCACACCUCGACUACUGUGGAAGAAAUACCCACUCCCAGAGAACGCAGAGAACAUGUACUUCUUCUCGUCUCUGGCUCUCACGCUGAACGAGGAGGAGGACGGCGUGUGUGUGACGGACAGCCGUCUGCGACCAGACCAGCGUCUGAUGGAGGACGGACGAUGGGAUGAAGCCAACAUGGAGAAACAGAGGCUGGAGGAGAAACAGAGAGCCGUGAGGAGGAGGAGAGAGGCUGAGGCGUCCGACGCCAUAGACCAAGAUUGUGAGCUAGACUCUGGUCAGGAAUACGAGGGCUACAAGCCUCUCUGGUUCCAUCAGAGGACGGAUCCAUUGACUGGGGAAACGAACUUUGUGUAUAAAGGCGGUUACUGGGAGACCAAAGACAGACAGGACUGGAGAAUGUGUCCAGAUAUUUUCUGAUUGGAGAUGAGAAUGAGGACAGAACGUUCUCUAACAGACUCACAGAGGAUCUGGGACACGGGUCCCAUCUGUCAGAGAGAGAACUGAGAGAGAGAGAGAGAGAGAGAGAGAGAGAGACAUUUAAUCUCCCUCUAGUAUUCAAAUAAAAUGUGUGUGUAUGUGUGUGUAUGCGUGUGUGUGUUUGUGUAUACGUGUGUUUAUGUAUGCGUGUGUGUGUAUGUAUGCGUGUGUAUAUGUGUGUGUGUGUAUGUGUGUGUGUGUGUGUGUGUGUGUGUGUGUGUGUAUGCAUGUGUGUGUGUGUCUGGUGUGUGUAUGUGUGUGUAUGCGUGUGUGUGUGUGUCUGGUGUGUGUAUGUGUGUGUAUGCGUGUGUGUGUGUAUGCGUGUGUAUGUGUGUAUGCGUGUGUGUGUGUAUGUGUGUGUAUGCGUGUGUGUAUGUGUGUGUGUGUAUGUGUGUGUGUGUAUGUUUGUGUAUGUGUGUGUGUGUGUGUGUGUGUGUAUGCGUGUGUGUGUGUGUAUGUGUGUGUGUAUGUGUGUGUGUAUGUGUGUGUGUUUGUGUAUGCGUGUGUGUGUGUGUGUAUGUAUACGUGUGUGUAUGUGUGUGUGUGUGUGUGUGUGUGUGUGUGUGGGUGUAAAAGAGAAGAAGGGGAUUUUUAACAUGAAAUUUAACCCCUUAAUUCUUCCAAACCAAAUCAGGUGCUCUUUCUUCAGAACACAAACCCCGCCCCGCCCCGCCCCGCCCCGCCCCGCCCCGCCCCGCCCUUCUGAGUGCACUUCCCUUGAGCCCUACACCUAACGAGGACGUAGUGCACGUCACACCUCUCCAUCUCCAAUGAAGAAAGGGAUCACUUCAUUUAGUGUCAUUUAGGCUUUAUAAUGUGAACUCUCAUUAAUAUUCACAUUCCAUUACAGCCUAAUUUGCAUAUCCCACAGGACAGUGGGCGGAGCUUAUGAUUAUAGCAGGGAUAUGUGAGUGUUAAUCCUCAACAACGAAAAUAUUAAAGAUUAAAAAAAGUUUCCUGAAGUGUCGAGAGCCUUCUGUGUUGCUCAGUGACACACUGCAGGUCUCAUAUCAUUCGUAUUUAAACCAGUUUGUGUUUAAAGGAACAGUUUGGGGGAGGAUCUGUAAACCUACCGCUAGGCUAAAAAGGCUAUCACCUAAAAAAUCAUAAUCAAUUCUACUCAAAUCUUAAUAUACUUCCAAUUUAGCCUCAUUUUAAUUACAAAAAUGUAAAUGAGUGUUUGUUACGCAGCUCACGGAAUGAUUCGUUUCAUCGAUGAGACAAAAUGGAAAGAAUUUCAACACACACUACGUCCUAACAGGUGGAGCGUAAAGUGACCGCAGAUUAACGCAGGUCGUCAUCACCGGCCAAUCAGGGACGUGAGGCGUCGAGACACUUUAAAACAUGAGACUGUACAGUUAACAUUACAGUAUUAACGCUUCGUUCAUAAAGUUUCUCAAACCUGCUCAUGAUCUCAGGAGCUCACGUUCCUCAGGAGCUCACGUUCCUCAGGAGCUCACGUUCCUCAGGAGCUCACGUUCUCCUGCAGGAUGGACGCUGAUUAUUAUUAUUAGCCAAUGAAAAAGGUAAAAACUUCAGAGAGCAAAAUAUGAACCGAUCGUCUCUCGAAACAACAUCGUAGAGAGGAUCUUUUUCCUCCAAACUGUUCCUUUAAACAGCUGGAUGAUCAGCUACUAUUAGUCUCAAGGGAAAUCUUUUUAGCUUUAGUAAUGAAUAAUAAUCCAACAGCCAUAUCGUCCCUUUGAUGAGAUUUCUGAGCCUGUGUGCAUUUAAUGUUUAAAAACAAAUCAAUAAAUCAGCACACAGUCAUUAAAGGAACCUGACAGAAAUCCUCAAAGUGUCGGCUUCCUCACCUUCUCAGUAUUGAGUCUCUGUGGUGUUAAAUCCGGUUCGGUCCGAUCUCGAUCCGGUUCGGUCCGAUCCGAGGUGUCGUGUGGGUUCUCUCACGGUUUCAUAGCACUCGCUGUUGAAAACGUAGACUCUGGAGAGCAGCUGCUGCUUCACCUGUCCAGACUCUGGUGUGUUUAUUUUUAUGAUAACAAAGAAGAAAAAAGAAUCUGAAUAAUAAAAGGAUUAUAACGCCUAUAAAGAAGAGACGAGGAGUAAGGAAGCGAUUCGAACAGAAAUACUUACUGUAAAUGUGUCUUAUAACCAGAGAUGAUCUACUGUAGCUAGGCUAAAAGUUUUAAUUUUUGACACGCUUCUGUGGUGUGAUUUGAAAUUUUAAUAUUUUGUAUUAAAAGAGAUUUGCUCACACA
Tachysurus vachellii is the source of this 4774-nucleotide messenger RNA. It is a transcript of the gene osbp2b, whose product is annotated as oxysterol binding protein 2b. Gene Ontology annotation, molecular function: cholesterol binding. Bases 189 to 2495 code for a protein of 768 amino acids. Gene Ontology annotation, cellular component: membrane; cytosol; intracellular membrane-bounded organelle. The record is from RefSeq and is a predicted model, not a curated record. Lineage: Eukaryota; Metazoa; Chordata; Actinopteri; Siluriformes; Bagridae. The transcript is spliced from 15 exons.